Messenger RNA from Tinamus guttatus (white-throated tinamou), 677 nucleotides. NCBI's taxonomy places the organism in Eukaryota, Metazoa, Chordata, Aves, Tinamiformes, Tinamidae. The record is from RefSeq and is a predicted model, not a curated record.
CUUGCUCCAUGCCUUUCUCUUUCAGAUGAAGGAUGACAAACUGAAACUUUCCCUCUCCAUGAAGGUCGUUAACCAAGGAACAGGAAAAGACCUGGAUCCAAACAAUGUUUCCCUUGAUCAGGAGGAGAGGAAGAAACGUACUUUCAGAGACUACACUAGUCAGAAGAUCACUCUGGAAGCUGUCUUGAAUACUGUGUGCAAGAAAUGUGGUUGCAAAGGUCAUUUUGCCAAGGAGUGUUUCAUGCAGCCUGGAGGUACCAAAUAUAGCCUGAUUCCAGAAGAGGAGGAGGAAGGGGCAGCAACAGCAGAAUAUGAAAAAGAUAAAAAGACCAGCCUGACUGAUGACUCUUCCAAAAAAAGGAAAAAGGAGAAAAAGAAGAAAAAGAAACACAAGAGCAAACAGUCUUCCGAGUCCGACUCCGACAGCUCCGACUCGGACAGCGAUGGGGCUCAGCCAGCCAGCAAGAAGGCCAAGCAUUCGGGGAAAGCCAGCAAGGCUCAAAAGAAGAAGAAGAAAAAGAAGCAUAAGAAGAAGCACAAGGAGUGAGUGAGCAGACGCACAGGGGAACUGACAUAGCAAAUCCCUGGAAAAUACUGCUGGGAGAGCAGGACUGAAUCACUUCCUUGCCUCAAGGGCAAGGUGUUUCCUUCUAAAACUAAUGCUCAGCCUGUGGUGU